Messenger RNA from Tripterygium wilfordii, 3114 nucleotides. RefSeq lists its product as uncharacterized. NCBI's taxonomy places the organism in Eukaryota, Viridiplantae, Streptophyta, Magnoliopsida, Celastrales, Celastraceae. The record is from RefSeq and is a predicted model, not a curated record. The transcript is spliced from 6 exons. Bases 144 to 3005 code for a protein of 953 amino acids.
ACUCUACCCCCUUCUCUCUCGACAUAGAGGAGCCCUAACGGCUAACACUACCCCCAGAAGUUGAUGUGGAUACUGAAGAGACAGAUGGGAAUCCAGAGGCUAAUCUGAUAUUUUCAAACGUUGUUUCAUGUAAAGUGAAUGAAAUGGGUUUUGAGAAGGAAGGUUCAAAAACUGGAGGAGGCUAUGUUGGUGGUUUCUUUCAGUUGUUUGAUUGGACAGCAAAAUCUCGGAAGAAGUUAUUCUCAAGCAAGUCUGAAUUACCAGAACGUUCAAAACGAGGAAAGAAAAGCGAUGGGAACUUUCCAACGACACGAUUUCAUUUCAUGGAUGAGGAUGAAACUGGAGCAGGAUCCAGUGUCAAAGGUAGUGAUUAUAGCUGUGCUUCAUCAGUUACGGAUGAUGAUGGAUUCGGAGCAAGGGCUCCUGGGGUGGUUGCCAGGCUUAUGGGUUUAGAUUCUAUUCCGACAUCAAAUUUUUCUGAGUCAUACUCUACUCCCUUUUCUGAUACUCAAUCUCUUCGAGAAGUUCGACAUCACAGGAAAAAUUACUAUUCUCAAGACCAUCAAGUCAUGUAUUCCGGAAACUUACAUAGUAAGGUGGAGGGCUCUUCCAGGCACUUCGUGGAGUCGAAGCCUCCAAAGAUAAACAAACCCAUUGAGAAAUUUCAAACCGAAGUUUUACCUCCUAAAUCAGCCAAAUCAAUUCCGAUCACCCAUCACAAACUUCUUUCUCCAAUAAAGAAUCCUGGCUUCAUCCCAACUAGGAAUGCUGCUCAUAUAAUGGAAGCAGCUGCAAAAAUGAUUGAGUCUAGCCAGCAAGCUAACAAUACCAAGGCCAAAAUGCUGCUGGUUGGAUCAUCCUCCGUACCCCUAAGAGUUCGGGAUCUGAAGGAAAAGGUUCAGGCUGCACAGCAAAUGCCUUUGGCUGACUCUUCUUCUGCAUCCUUAAAAGCCCGUGAUCUGAAAGAGAGAGCCGAAGGUGCUCGCAAAACAUCCAGGCCUGCUGAAGCUUUUCGAAGGCCAUUUGAGUCGAAUGCUGUCAAAUAUCUCGAGGGACAGCCUUUGAAUAAGAGCUGGAACGGCUCUGUAGAUUCUUCUUUUCGGGAUUCCCCUGAUAAGGAACAAAGUUCUUCUGGUUCAAAGAACAAAGGGAAGUCUAUUUCCCUUGCAAUCCAAGCAAAAGUCAAUGUCCAAAGAAGGGAAGGUUUAAAUCCAAGUAGCAACCGAGGCUUUGUAGGCCUAAAAGAACAGAGUGAUGGUAAGUCAAGCAUUCAUUCUAGGAGCCAACCACCCAUACAAAAGAAUUUGCAUAAGAAGUCUUCCUCGCACAACGCGUCUGGUGUUCUUAGGCAGAACAACCAGAAACAAAAUUGCCGACUGGAUAAAGAGAGACUAGCUUCAAAUCCAUCCACUUCCAACUUGUCUGCUAAAAAGCCAUUGUCUGGGGAUCCUACUUUUGGGCAGCAGAGAACUUUAAAUCCUAUGGUUGGCUCCAAAACUGGAUUGAGGAAGUUGGGCUUGGAGGAAACUGAUAGUGAAAAGCGAACCACUCAACCUAAUAUGAAAAACAUUCCUAGGAAGAAACGGUCACUCGACCGAGGCUUACGAUUUGAGGAAAAUCGAGUUGCUGAAAGUGUGUUGAUUGACAAUGAUGAGAAGCCAGUCAAAUCUAGUCCAAUUUUUGAAAAGAAUUUUAGUUGGGCUGAAGAAAGCAAAAGGAAAGGCAUGGAUGUUGUUUCAUUUACAUUCACAGCUCCCCUGACACGAUCAUCGUCUGCGUCUGAAAUGUCUGGCCAGUUGGGGCAGAAAACUAAUGAUGUUGACAUCGAUAAUCGAGGGAAGAGAUUGUUCCUUGAUGCAGAUGGAAUGAAAUACUCUUCGGUGGGGUAUAAUGUUAUAGGGGGAAAUGCUUUGAGUACACUUUUGGAACAAAAGUUAAGGGAGUUAUCUUAUGGAAUUGAGUCUUCCAGCAAUGGUUCCAUGAAAGUGGGGUCAACAUCUAGCUCCAUGUCAAGUUUACAAGAUGCAAUAUCAACUGCAAACACAGGAAGCAUUGUGCCUAAUUUGCAGCACAGCAAAAAUCAACAUGCACUUCAUGGAGAUACACCAAGUAGCUCUCAUGAUUCAGACUUUUUCUCCAGCAAUCAUCCAGUGUAUAGGUCUGAAAAAAAGUUUCAGGGAGCUGAUUAUGUGGAUGAGGUUACUAGCAAGCAUAAUGAUUUUAGGAAUUUGCUCGAUUGUCGACUCCCCAGUCCAAGCUCUACUCUUGAACCUUCUUUUUCAAAUGAAAGUUGCAUCUCAUCAGAUUGCACAGAUAGUAGCAGCACAGAAGGGAGCAAACAGUGUUCAGUUCAAGCCAUGGAAGUUCUUGGCUCGAGCUCUUCAAAUAAGUUAAACUGCAUAGAUGCUGAUAUAGAAUUAUCAGAUUCUGCUUCCUCCAUUUCAACCGAAAGUGUAGCUGGAAAGCAUUUGAAUACAAUAACUGUAACACAUUCCACAGGAUCGACUGAGAAGGAACUAGAAUAUGUGAGGGAGAUACUUUGUAAUGUAGAAUUGAUGUUUAAGGACUUUGCAUUAGGCCGGUCUUGUGAGAUUGUCAACCCUCAUCUGUUUGAGCAGUUGGACCGCAGAAGAGGUGGAUCAGAAAAUGUUCAUGGCGAGUCCGAGUCUAAGCUGCAGCGGAAGUUAUUAUUUGCUUGUGUGAGUGAAUGCUUGGACCUAAGAUGCAGGCGUUACGUAGGCGGGGGAUGCAAGUCAUGGUUGAAAGGGACAACAAUGGUGAGAAGAAAGGAUCAGUUGGCUGAAGAAGUACUGAAGGAGAUUUCUGGUUGGAAAGGAAUGGGGGAUUGCAUGGUGGAUGAGCUUGUAGACAGAGACAUGAGUAGUCAAAAUGGAAGAUGGUUGGACUUUGAAGUUGAUGAAUUUGUACUUGGAGUGGAGGUUGAGAGCCUAAUUCUUGAUUCUUUGGUUGAUGAAAUGGUUAUUGAUGUCUUGCAGUUUUAUUAAUGCCUCAAAAGGAUUAUAAUUGCUCAGCUUGACUGUAAGUCUCCACCUAUGUUUUCUGUUGUUGAUCUUGUCAUUGUAAUUCAAUACUAUCAUUACCUCUUUAAAAGAA